Messenger RNA from Daucus carota subsp. sativus, 1525 nucleotides. Its product is annotated as disease resistance protein RPV1-like. NCBI's taxonomy places the organism in Eukaryota, Viridiplantae, Streptophyta, Magnoliopsida, Apiales, Apiaceae. The transcript is spliced from 3 exons. The coding region runs from base 365 to 1009 and encodes 214 amino acids. Gene Ontology annotation, biological process: signal transduction. The record is from RefSeq and is a predicted model, not a curated record.
UGAACACUGUUAUAUUUUACAUAAAGAAAAACAUCUGCUCUUGCUACUUGCCUCUUCCUCUGUUUCGUUGAAAAAUAAGCACUUGUAGUUGGUAAUUGUGCGCAAAAUUCAACAUCAUUCCAAAGAAUUGUAUUGAUUUGUAUUGUGACUUUGUGCGAGGCCUAUAUAGUUGACUUCCCUCGUCAACUUCUUUGGAAGUUGCAGGUUUCUAUCCCUCAUACUAAUUUAAUUUUUGACCAGCUAAUUCACCGUAGCUCAGAAUGCCUCGUUUUGUCAGGUCUUCUUGAGUUUCAGAGGGGAAACCCGUAACAAGUUCACAUGCUUCUUGUACGAGGCACUGAAAGCCGAAGGAUUUACAACUUUCAUGGACAGAACUGCCAUACGUGUUGGAGAUGAAGUAGAUUCAACAAUCAAAGAAGGGAUCAGAAACUCUAUGAGCGCCAUAAUUAUAUUAUCCCAAAAUUAUGCCUAUUCUACUUGGUGUCUUGAUGAACUUGUUCUUAUCCUUGAACGCAAAAAGAACUCGAGGUACUUUAUUAUACCAAUUUUUUAUGAGGUCGAAAUUCGAGAUAUUAAACACCAGCUCGGAAAUUAUGGCCUUGCGCUUGAAAAGCAUAGGGCUAGGCACAAUGACAAGGUAGAAAAGUGGAAAGAAGCUCUUGCAGAAGUUGGUAAUAUUCUUGGACAGCAUGUAAAAGGGCUGCAGAGCACCUUUAUCCAAAACAUUGUAAAAUUGUUUCGAGAGAAAUUGGCUGCCAAGUUCCCAGAAUGCCGCCUUCCUACACUAGAAGGUCCAGGUUCACAAGGCAGUUCUUCAUCGUCAAUGUUGAGACCUAAGCCAUCCAACUACAAGGUGAUUCUUUACACAAUUAGUGUUAAUAAUGGCCUAGGUGCAAAUGGGUUGGUUAAGAAACUUCUGAUGAGUGGGAAUGUUAUAUUUGAGGAGAGAAAUUGUUCAACAGAAUCAGAGUAUAUGAGAGAGCUAGAAGAGCUGGUCGGUAAUGAGUAAUGACAGGGUAAGGUUCCCUAUGGUGAUUGUGAAUGGGAAGGACUUGUGCGGAGAAGAAGAGGUGGAGGGUUUAGAUGAUUUCGAGAACAAGCAAAAGCUUAUAUCAGUACUGAAUCAUCUCUAUGUUUCUGCAAAAACAAUAGAAAACCUUCAUGACAUGUUUAGUAGGAGUUUAACAUUUCAAAGUAGUAUUCAGGACCAGUGGAUCAAUAGGAGAUACUCUUAGUGGUUGUGCUACUUCUUUUCCUGCUCUUUACCAUGUUUCUUUUAAUAUAAAUGUAACUAGCUCUCAUUCUUUGACUCUUCAUCUUAUUUAGUUUUGUGUAUGUCGUUAGGCUUUUGUCCUUUUAGGACUUGCUAGGCGAGCCUAACUCCGGCUAUGAUACUACUGACAUAAGCUGUAUAGCUCCAUCAGGUGUAGGUGUUGGGCUUGCUAGGCGAGCCUAACUUCCUAACUCUGACUCUGCCUUUGAUACUACUUGUCGGGCUUGCUAGGCGAGCCUAACACGACAAUAG